Molecule: messenger RNA, 2597 nt
Organism: Petromyzon marinus (sea lamprey)
Lineage: Eukaryota; Metazoa; Chordata; Hyperoartia; Petromyzontiformes; Petromyzontidae
Product: leukocyte elastase inhibitor-like
Biological process (GO): negative regulation of endopeptidase activity
Molecular function (GO): serine-type endopeptidase inhibitor activity
Source: RefSeq, a predicted model, not a curated record
GAACGGAAUCGGUCGCGAGGAUCGAUGUCCAUGAUGCGGGGCGUGUUCGGCGGGCGGUCGCUCUUGCCGCCGCUGCUGCUGCUGAUGCCACUGCUCUUUAAAUACCAGGUUCAAGCAGCAGCAGCCUCAUCAGCAGCAGCAGGAGAAUCAGCAGUCGCAGCGUCAUCAUCAUCAGCAGCCUUUAUCGCAGCAGUUACAACAAGAUCAUCAUCAGCAGCAGUAUCAUCAGCAGCACCACCACCACCACCAUCGUCAGCAAUGGACGCAGUGACGGAAGCCAACACGGAGUUCGCCUUGGACCUCUUCAAGGCGCUGGGCGCCGCAGCCGCCGGCAGUGGUGAGGAGAGGAACGUCUUCUUCAGCCCCGCCAGCGUGUCUGCAGCUCUCGCCAUGCUGCUCAUGGGCGCCAAGGAGGAGACGGCGGCGCAGAUGAGCAAGUCGCUGCACCUUGACGGAGUGGAGGACGUGCACGGGGCCUACCAGUCGCUGCUGGGCGCCUUCAGCUCCACCACGCAGGGCAGCGUGCUGCGCAUGGCCAACCGCCUGUACGGCGAGAAGGGGUACAACUUUCUGCAGGACUUCCUGGACUCCUCCGCCAAGUUCUACCAAGCCGAGCUGGCGGCUGUCAACUUCAAGGGGGCGUUUGAAGAGGCGCGCAAGGAGAUCAACGCGUGGGUCGAGGGUCAAACGGAAGGUAAGAUCCAGGACCUCCUGGCGUCGGGAGUGGUGAACUCCCUGACCAGGCUCGUCCUCGUCAAUGCCGUCUAUUUCAAGGGGAGCUGGGACGCCAAGUUCGACCCCGAAGUCACGAGGGACGCGGAGUUUAAAAUUAACAAGAAUGAGAAAAAGCCCGUGAAGAUGAUGUACAAAAAGGCCAAGUAUAAUUUUUCUCACGUGGAAGAGUUGAACGUCAACAUUGUCGAGUUGCCCUACGAGGGACAUAAACUGAGCAUGGUGAUCCUGGUGCCUCUGGCCAUCGAGGAUGAGACAACUGGACUUGAGAAGCUGGAGUCAGCGCUGACCCUCAAAUCCCUGAGGCAGUGGACCUCGCCCGAGAACAUGAGCAAGCUGGAGGUGGAGCUGCACCUGCCGCACUUCCGCCUCGAGAAGUCCUACACGCUCAACGAGCACCUGCAGCGCCUGGGCAUGGCCUCGGUCUUCACGCAGGGGGAGGCCGACUUCUCGGGCAUCAACGGGGCGCGGGACCUUUACGUGUCGCACGUAGCCCACAAGGCCUUCGUGGAGGUCAACGAGGAGGGCACGGAGGCCGCGGCGGCCACCGCGGCGAUCGUGAUGAUGCGCUGCGCCAGGAUGGGCCCCGUCGUCCGCGCGGAUCACCCGUUCAUUUUCUUCAUCCGCGAGAACAGCAGUGGCAGUGUGCUCUUCCUGGGUCGCUUUGCGUCCCCGUGAAAUUGCGUUCGUCAUUGAUGCACGGUGGGGGAUGAGUUCCUGAUUUUAAGGAUUUAUACCCUGUUCUCCCCCCCCGCCCCCCUGGAGAAAUCUGCAAAUCAGGCCCAGAAACGAAAUGUUGAAUGAUCUAAAUUGAUGGGUGUUUUGAAUUGAUCAGAAAAAUGAUGACGCUGGAGAAAGUUGCAUCACAAUUUAGGUAACUUCUUUGCCCAUCAGAAAUUGUCACGUGGCAUCAGGUGAUCUAUGUAAUUGGGAAACAUCCCGAAUUACAUAGGUAUCAGCAAUGUGACACUUCACUGUCCCCCCAGACAUUUGGCAGUCGUCAUGAUUUGGGGGGGUGUACAAGUUGAUAUUCGACUCUCUCCGGCUCAUUGACCAUCUCGUUUGAAUGUUUGAUCUUGUGACUACGGUUUUGAUCUCUCGAUAACUCCUAGAUGUAAACAGCAUGGCAGGAAAUGGUGAAAAUGCAGCCCCGCUUGUUACGAUUGCUUAUUUGUGCCAAUGCGGUAAAAAAGGACCUACAUUAGAGGGAGCUAUAAAGAAACCCCUUUAGAGGAUGUAUUGCCGACUAUUCCUCACUACCCAAGACGCCUUGGAAGAGGUGGGAGUGCCCAUAAUUUUAACACGACCGAAUUGCAGACGCAAAAUUUCAAAGCAUUGUGAGCGCAAUAAUCACAUGUAGGUGGGUAAAUCGAUGCAACCUGUGCUUUUUUACAUGCCUAUUCAAAAGGACAGGUAAAUAAAUCCGCUCGUGCAUGUGAAAGCCGACUGCCUUAAUAAUUUCCUGUUAUUUUUUGUGCCUGAAAAAAAAUCCGAAUCUGUGUAAUUAAUGUAGCUCUCCGAUUUGUUAUUGGGUUUUGCUUGGUGGAGUGAAACGUCGGACGUCGUUACCGAACAACGCGCAGCACGGCGCGAGAACGCAUUGGAGAGCUACGCAGCUUCCGUGAAAAAACCCGACAGCAGUGUCCUACGCAAUUUAUUUGUAAUUGUUUGUUGCUUUAAAACGUCGUGAGCAGAAGGGAAGGCCUCUCUGCAUCGUGAAUUUACUGACAAAUGUAUUGCGCUGUAAUGAAAUAGAGAUUGUGAUUUAAUUGGCCAAUGAUAGGUGUUGAUAUUUUUGAAGCUUUGAACAAAUAUAUAUCACGCUGUCUGGUUUCAUUAUGAAAAUAAAAUAUUCAGUAAUUUGC